Molecule: messenger RNA, 1665 nt
Organism: Penicillium atrosanguineum
Lineage: Eukaryota; Fungi; Ascomycota; Eurotiomycetes; Eurotiales; Aspergillaceae
Product: flavin-containing monooxygenase
Exons: 8
Coding region: 1-1665 (554 amino acids)
Molecular function (GO): flavin adenine dinucleotide binding; NADP binding; N,N-dimethylaniline monooxygenase activity
Source: RefSeq, a predicted model, not a curated record
AUGCCUGUCUCUGACAACAGACCUUUCAGCAAGGUGAUAGUCAUCGGAGCUGGUUUUUCUGGCUUGGCUAUGGCAUGUCAGCUUCAACGAAAGCUCAAUUGUGAUGACUAUACCAUCUAUGACCGAUCUGCGGCACCUGGUGGCGCCUGGUGGGCAAACAAGUACCCAGGAUGCGCCGUCGAUAUUCCAGCUGUAUUCUAUAGCCUCUCCUUCGCUCCCAAUCCCGACUUCUCGAAGGUUUUCCCUCCGCAAGCAGAGAUACUGGAAUACUUCAACGGCGUGGCGAAGAAGUUUGACGUUUCUCGGCACAUCGUUUCAAAUACUGAAUGGGAAGGAGCCUAUUGGCAAGAAAAAAGCAAGAUUUGGCUUGUGAAAUUGAAGGACUUACUCACUGGUGGAAUAUUCUAUCAGGAGUGCCAGGUACUUGUGUCUGCUGUCGGAGGUCUGGUGAAUCCGAAUCUCUUCAAUCUUCCAGGAGUCGAAACCUUCCAAGGCGAUAUCAUCCACACUGCAAGGUGGAAAGAGAAUAUAUCCUUCCAACAGAAAGAUGUUAUUGUUGUUGGCAAUGGGUGCUCGGCAGCUCAACUUGUUCCCGCCAUUUCCAACGAGGCAAAGAGUGUAACUCAGUUUAUUCGGACACCGCAACAUUACCUACACAACGAAAACAUACAAGUUUCCGAUACAUGGCGAUUCAUCUUUCGCCAUAUGCCCAUCGCCUUGUGGAUCCUCAGGGUCGUCGUGUUUCUCUAUCUGGAGGGCACUGCUGCCAGAUUCAAUAUGGAUGCAAACGGCAUCAAAGCUCGAAAAGCGUCUGCCGAUAGAAGCGAAGCUUACAUAAAAAGAACUGCACCGGAGAAGUAUUGGCCGCUUCUUAUUCCGAAAUUCGAAAUUGGAUGCAAACGACGGGUCUUUGAUACCACUAAAUACAUUGGGUGCCUGCAACAAGACAACAUUCAUCUUACAGAUGACCCGAUUGUUGGUGUUCAACCUCACUCAAUUUUGACACAGUCCGGUCAAGAGCACUCAGCGGAUACAAUUCUUCUGGCUACUGGUUUCUCCUUGACGCAGUAUGAUGUCGAGCUCAUAGGCCGGGAUGGCCGCACCCGUGAAGACCAUUGGGAUGAAUAUGGCUACAAGGAGGCUUACAAGUCAAUUGCCAUGUCGGGAUUUCCCAACUUCUUUUAUAUUUUGGGUCCAAAUUCAGGAAAAGGUCACACAUCUACAAUCUAUUCAAUCGAAAACUAUGUCGACUUGGUCGUGACGGCAAUCACUCCGGUCAUCAAAGAGCAUUCGUCCUUUGUAGAAGUUAAACCCGAUAGCGAAAGACUCUACAACGAGAGAUUGCAUGAAUCGAUUACCAAAACCGUCUUCAACACUUCAUGCGGAAGCGUAAGUCACUUCUAUAACUUCUUUGCUUGUCUGCGAAAGAGGGUUGACCAGGAGAUGCAGUAUUUCAUCGACCAGAAGUCUCAAAAAAAUUGGUUCAUAUAUCCAUGGAGCUCUUUUGCCAUGUGGUACUCGACUCAUUGGGACCGUGCAGAUGACUGGGUGUACGAUGUAAGUUCGCCAAAAUUGUCAAAUAACAUGCAAAGCCUGACCAAGUUUUCUUCCAGACCCAACUUAGCAAAAAGGAACGGAUGUUCCGAGCUGGUCUCCCAGCACUGA